CGGAUGUCACUCGUUUGCGCGUUGUUUUUAUGCGAAAUCCAUCAUGGCGAUGCAUGCGAAAGCUACACCGCCACAAAUUCCCGAUACACGUCGGGAAUUAUCAGAGCUUGUGAAGAGAAAACAAGAACUAGCGGAAACUUUGGUAAACCUUGAGAGGCAGAUAUAUGCGUUUGAGGGAAGCUACCUGGAGGACACUCAAAUGUAUGGGAACAUUAUCAGAGGCUGGGACCGCUACCUCACCAAUCAAAAGAACUCAAAUAGCAAGACUGACAGAAGAAAUAGGAAGUUCAAGGAGGCCGAAAGGCUUUUCAGCAAGUCCUCUGUCACCUCUGUGGCUGCUGUCUGUGCACUUGGGGGCAUCCCAGAUCAUAUGAAUGAGAAACGUGAGCCUGGCAGCGGAACCGAAAGCGACACGUCCCCGGACCUCCAGAACCAGGAGAACGAGCCGAGUCAGGAGGACACAGAGGACGGCGACGGGACCGCCCAGGACCUCAAGCCCCAGAAGGCCGCCUCUUCCUCCUCUGGCGGUCACCAUGGGAGCCACAAGAAGCGCAAGAACAAGAACAGACACAGGUUUGACAUGAAGAUGAAUAAGAAGCCCCGCGCGGUGAGCGACUUUUGAAGUUCAGCCCGGCACAGUGUGUCCCGUGUAGAGUUUACACGCUCUCAUUGUCCAGACGCCCUCAUUAUGUAACCUGUUGCGUCCGCAGGACUACUCUGCCUGAUGGUGGUCCUGACCGGCCACACAACAGAGCGCACAAGGAACGCUCAAGAGCUCUACACAUGCAGCAGAAAGUUUAACGAAUUAGUGAUUCUUUAUCUUUUUUUUCCCCUCCCCUUUUUGAAAAGAUUAAGGGGUUGGCUGUUCCCAGCAAACAGUGUGAAAAAUCACUUGUGUUUGUAUUACAUAGAAGAAAUGUCUUCUUUGGUUUGCUCACUCAUGCCUUGUUAUCCUUUGGUGAUCAGAGCGAGGGGCAUAGGACAGGCUUUGUGAUGGGGAGGUCUCUGAAAAGCUUUGUACAGAGAGUAUGUCAGGCGUGCAUGUUCUAGUUGACUCAAGGCAGGGACACUAAGCAUGCAUUUUGUAUUUUAUGUCAGACCAUUUGUUUGGUGUUUGUUUUGUAUUGUUUCAUAGUAAUUUUCAUUUUAUUUUCUACUGUUUUGAUUUUUUUUUUUAAAAGAAAACAAAAACUUGUAUACUUUUUUUUUUCUUAACGUGUUCGAUAUUAUUCAUUGUGACUUAAUUUUGUCAUUGUGGAUAUUAUUUUGUACCAUGUUUGUUUUUGCAUAAAAGUGUACAAUUGUAAAAGUGUAAUAAAUUUCAGAACAUCCCCAAUCA
Molecule: messenger RNA, 1339 nt
Organism: Alosa sapidissima (American shad)
Lineage: Eukaryota; Metazoa; Chordata; Actinopteri; Clupeiformes; Clupeidae
Gene: meaf6
Product: MYST/Esa1-associated factor 6
Exons: 6
Coding region: 44-622 (192 amino acids)
Cellular component (GO): NuA4 histone acetyltransferase complex
Source: RefSeq, a predicted model, not a curated record